Messenger RNA from Myxocyprinus asiaticus (Chinese sucker), 3163 nucleotides. Its product is annotated as alpha-1,3-mannosyl-glycoprotein 4-beta-N-acetylglucosaminyltransferase B-like. Lineage: Eukaryota; Metazoa; Chordata; Actinopteri; Cypriniformes; Catostomidae. Gene Ontology annotation, cellular component: endoplasmic reticulum-Golgi intermediate compartment; Golgi stack; endoplasmic reticulum. The transcript has 15 exons. Bases 219 to 1811 code for a protein of 530 amino acids. Gene Ontology annotation, molecular function: acetylglucosaminyltransferase activity. The record is from RefSeq and is a predicted model, not a curated record. Gene Ontology annotation, biological process: protein N-linked glycosylation.
UCAACUCACUACCUGUUUCGAUACGUAAAUGAGAGUGAAUACAGCCGGCCUGGUUUGGAGAAAUGAGUAGGACAACUUUUUAAAAUGAAUCUUGUCAAAAGUCUUUGAUUGCGAGCAGACGUUACGGAAAAGUAGCAGCCACUCACUUUCUACUAUUUUGAGGAGUUUAGCCUCCCCAGGGGUAUACGUGUUUUUGUAUUCCAGUGCAACGAGAUGAGAUGAGGGUCUGGCAUGGCAAACUUGUAUUCGUCUUGGGGUUUUUUGGUUGCGCGUUGAUGUUAACAUCCUGGCGCGCGCCACAACCAGGGUUCUAUGUUCCAGUUAACUUGCCAUUGCAGCUCAAUUUAGUCUAUAGCAGGUUAAUACGAGCAGAGCAACAAGGGGAAGCCUUAUCACAAGAACUGCUUAAAGUGCUAGGUCAACUUCAAAACCGCAGAAACGCUUUAUUUAAUCUCACAUCCAGCAACUCCUCAGCUCUAUGGCAAGAGAGAACACUUCGGCGCUUUUUGUCCACACAGCCAAAUGUCCUCCUUUAUCUGCCCCACCUGAAAGAGCACAAGGACAGUCUGAAUCCCAUCGUUCACCUGGGACAGGGACGCACUGGAGUGUCCCUGGUGUUAGGAGUUCCCACUGUACAGCGGCAGAAACAGAGUUAUCUUGUGAACACACUCCAAUCUCUACUGUAUGACCUUUCAACUGCAGAGAGGAAGGACAUUGUCAUUAUAGUCUUUGUUGCUGAGACAAAUGCAACAUUUGUCAAUGCUGUUGCACAGAGUAUACAGGACAAUCUCCCAGAUGCUGUGAGUUCUGGAUUGAUAGAGGUGAUCUCCCCUUCACCUUACUUCUACCCAGACUUCAGUGCCCUGAGGGAAACCUUUGGAGACUCCAAAGAGCGAGUCAGGUGGAGGACCAAGCAGAACCUGGACUAUAGCUUCCUCAUGCUGUAUGCCCAGAAUAAGGGAACAUAUUAUGUUCAGCUUGAGGAUGAUAUUGUCGCUAAGCAAGGAUAUUCUGAGUCCAUUAAAACAUAUACUGGAAAUGUGGUUGCCGAGGAGUGGCUUUACCUAGAGUUCUCCCAGCUGGGAUUCAUUGGCAAGCUUUUCCGGACAUCGGAUCUGCCAAUGAUUUUGGAGUUCAUUCUGAUGUUCCACAAAGACAAGCCUAUUGAUUGGCUGCUUGAUCACAUCCUGUGGGUGAAAGCAUGUAACCCAGAGAAAGAUUUAAAACACUGCAAUAAUGAGAAGGCCAGACUGAAGAGAACUCACAAACCCUCCCUGUUUCAGCAUGUCGGUUUACAUUCCUCUCUACCUGGAAAAAUUCAAAACCUUAAAGAUAAAGAAUUCGGGAAACAGGUGCUGUUCAAAGGCCACCCUAACCCGUCUGCAACACUCAGCAGCAGUCUGAAACACUAUCAGGUUUACACUUUGGAGAGGGCUUAUAGUGGGGAGGACUUCUUCUGGGGCCUCACACCUAAAAAAGGAGACUACAUCCUCAUCACCUUUACCAAACCUGAAGCUGUCAAAGGGUACCUUUUUCGGAGUGGUAGUAUUGAAACAAAUGGUGACAAGUUUUACAACACAACAGUGGAGGGGCUUCCUUCUGAUAGCUCUGUGAUAGAGAGUGUGGAGAGAGGAGAAUUGCCCUGCUGUAAACCCUCAACCGAUGGCUUUGUCGUGAUAGGUUCUUUCAAGAAUGGAAUAGCUGAAGGAGAUGUGGAUGGGGCACUGCAAAAAUUAUCGGCCAUACGACUCAUGGUUUACUCCGAUUCUGAUGUCUGGGUUCUUCUCAGUGAGAUCUUUAUUAAAGUUUGAUGAGCAGAGUGGAGAAAUUUGAGCAGCAUUGUGACCGGGACAUUCAAUACCUCGUGCGAUGGACAACAGCGCACCCUGUUGUUCUGGACAGGAAUCUAAUUUCUGUGUGCCAUUCAUCUUGCUAUGUGAAUAAUACUGAAUACCAGGAUGUUUCUCUCAUAGAAUUGGGUGGAAAAAAGUGUUUACAUUGUCAUUUUAUUAAUGUGGUCCAUUAGGAGUCUUCGAUUGUCUGUUUAUUCAUAUUGUUUCCUAAAUUAUUUUUGUGAACUACAGUAAAAUGCUCAGAGGGACCAUGCACAAUAGAGACCAUGUUGUUAUGGUAUUGAACAGAACAUUUGACUGAAAUUUACAUUUUUAAACCAAUGUCACUGCACAGGUAAUUCCAAAUAAACGGCAAAAACAUCUACUGUUUACAAACCAAACUUGUCAUGGUAUCAUUAUGUGUCCAUUCCUGGUGAUUGCAUUUUUUUGUUUCAUUCUAUAUAUAUAUAUAUAUAUAUGAUUAUGGGCGGCAUAUUAAGGGAGGGUUUUAGGGCAGUGCUGCGGUGCUUUUGGCCUGAUGGUGGGAAUGCGGAUCUAUUUCGAUCUCGCUGCUCGAGGUCUGAGGCUAUUGGCCCAGGAUGACUAGUUGAAAGCCCCAGUCACACUGGCCCAAUAGUGGAAAAGUGGCUUUUGAUUAAACCGCUGGAGUUACGGAUGGAUUACUUUUAUGCUGCCUUUAUUUGAUAUUUGGACCUUCAGAAUUCUGGCCACUAUUUUCUUGCAUUGUAUGGACCUACAGAGCUGAGAUAUUCUUCUAAAAAUCUUUGUGUUCAGCAGAAGAAAGUCAUACACAUCUGGGAUGGCAUGAGGGUGAGUAAAUGAUAAGAGAAUUUUCAUUUUUGGGUGAACUAUCCCUUUAAAGGGGUCAUGACAUGAGGAAUCAAAUUUGCUUGAUCUUUUGACAUAUAAGAGCUCAUUGUACUAUCAAAAGUCACUAAGUUUCAGAACUUAAAACUUCCUCUUCACUGCAAAAAGAGCAUUUGUUGAAAUCAAGCUGCCAAAACGACAAAUUCUCUACUUCCUCCACAUUGUGAUGUCACACUGUGGAAGACAUUAACGCCUACUUUAUCUUAUUACUUCCGUAGCCCCGCCCAGUAGCGGUGAGCAGUGAGAUGACUUUGAGAGAGCAGGUCAGUCAAGAGCAGAGAGCCAAUCAGAACAGUGGGAGUUUACUGUCAAGUCUUAAAGGAGAAGCAGCACCAAAACCGAGCGUUUCUGGUAGAGGUUCAGAAUGAAGGUGGAAAAUGAUCAUGUUUUACAAAUAUACAACAGUUUUUUUGUGCAAAAAAAAAAAAAUAAAGAAACUUACC